CCGUCACCUCAUGGCGACUCCGCUUGAGGAGGCAACGCGGGGAAGAGGCGGCGGUACUGAGGAGGCUAUUGAGGGCGGACGGGGCGGACGGCGACGCAGUCCCCGGCAGAAGUUUGAAAGUGGCACAAUGGAAGAAGCUAGAAUCUGUGGGUUAGGAGUAAAAGCAGACAUGGUAUGUAAUUCUCAAGCAAAUGAUAUUCUUCAACAUCAAGACUCCAGUUGUGGUGGCACAACUAAGAAGCAUUCACUGGAAGGGGAUGAAGGCACUGACUUUAUAACCAACAGAAAUUUGGUGAGCUCAGUAUUCUGUACACAGGAGACAAGAGAAGAAAUUCCUGGACGAGAAGCUCGAACAGGUCCUCCUGAUGGCCAGCAAGAUUCAGAGUGCAGCAGGAACAAAGAGAAGACCUUAGGAAAAGAAGUUUUAUUACUGAUGCAAGCGCUAAACACCCUUUCAACCCCAGAGGAGAAGCUGGCAGCUCUCUGUAAGAAAUAUGCUGAUCUCCUGGAGGAAAGCAGGAAUGUUCAGAAACAAAUGAAGAUUCUACAGAAGAAGCAAGCCCAGAUCGUGAAAGAGAAAGUUCACCUUCAGAGUGAACACAGCAAGGCCAUCUUGGCAAGAAGCAAACUGGAGUCUCUUUGCAGAGAACUUCAGCGUCAUAAUAAGACCUUAAAGGAGGAAAAUAUGCAGCAGGCGCGAGAGGAGGAAGAACGACGUAAAGAAGCAACAGCACAUUUCCAGUUAACUCUAAAUGAAAUCCAAGCUCAGUUGGAACAACAUGACAUACAUAAUGCCAAACUGCGACAGGAGAACAUUGAACUGGGAGAGAAGCUAAAGAAGCUUAUUGAGCAGUAUGCGCUAAGGGAAGAGCAUAUUGAUAAAGUAUUCAAACACAAGGAAUUGCAACAACAGCUUGUGGAUGCCAAACUUCAGCAAACAACACAGCUGAUAAAAGAAGCUGAUGAAAAACAUCAGAGAGAGAGAGAGUUUUUAUUAAAAGAAGCAACAGAAUCCAGGCACAAAUAUGAACAAAUGAAACAGCAAGAAGUACAACUAAAACAGCAGCUUUCUCUUUAUAUGGAUAAAUUUGAAGAAUUCCAGACUACUAUGGCAAAAAGCAAUGAACUUUUUACAACCUUCAGGCAGGAAAUGGAAAAGAUGACAAAGAAAAUUAAAAAACUGGAAAAAGAAACAAUAGUAUGGCGUACCAAAUGGGAAAACAAUAAUAAAGCACUUCUACAGAUGGCCGAAGAGAAAACUGUCCGUGAUAAAGAGUACAAGGCCUUUCAAAUAAAACUGGAACGGUUAGAGAAGCUGUGCAGGGCUCUUCAGACAGAGAGAAAUGAGCUCAACGAGAAGGUCGAAGUCCUGAAAGAGCAGGUCUCUAUCAAAGCAGCAGAUGGGGACUUGGUGUCACCUGCAACGCAGCCCAGUGCUGUCCCGGAUUCCUUCAAAGAGAUGAACACUUCAAGAGCCCUGGGAAUGCACUUGGAGGCUAGGGCCAAGGCUAAGUCAGCGAGUGAGAGAAGUGCUGCACAAAAGCCCUCUUCAGGUUCUGCUACUCAAGGCAUUGAGUCUGUUGACUAGGGUGAAGUAUGACCACUGUAUUGAGAGAUAUAUUUUGUGUAUAACUUCCUCUGUUAGUAGUAACUAUUGGUUUUGUGGUGAAAAUUUUCUUACUUUUUCUACCAUAUCUGUAUUUUCUUAGAACUACUGGAUUUAUGUGGUACAGGAGGCUGCUUAGCAGUUGGAAUAGUUUUACUCUAUAAAUUUCCCUCAGCUAUGUUGCACAUCUGCCUCAUUUUCCCCCUUUGUUGGAGUGCACGCCUUCAAUGCUUUGUUCUCUCUUCCUGCUCCCUGCACAUAAUUUUCCUAACUAAAAUAUCAUUUAAAAUAAGGCCAUUAGAGAAAUUAUAUUCUUCUGAUGGUUCUUUGAUGUGAAAACAAUUUAUAUUAGUCAAAGGAAAAAUCCCUUUAAUAACCCAUUUAAAUACAGGAGAAUGGGGGAACUGGUCAGAAACAAGCUUAGCAUUUUUCAUUCAAAUCAGCUUUUCUUGAUUCACUUGACAAACUGAAAUGGCCGCAUAACCUUGACAUUCUAACAAAACAUGCUACUUGUAAACUAGUCCUAUUAUGCUGAUUUGAGGACAGAAUUACAACAUGUGAAAUUUGGACUACUUGACAAUGACUGUAGAAGAUGCUGGUUAAUUCUCCACUUCCCACAAAAAGAUGAUUUUUUUUUCCAGGGCAAAAAUAUAAGUCUCCCAACCAUACAUUUUGGCUAUUUGAAAGUUGGGUGUUCAUUUGCUUUAACUCACCAAGCAGGGUCUGUACAUGUAGCUCAGUGGGAAGCACUUACCAUAUUUUGUUUCGUAAUAGAGAUUGGCACUAACAUUUGGUUUCCAAAGUAAAAAUACUGUUACCAGCAAUUUUUUUUUUUUUUUACUCUUGGGAAAACUUGGCAGAUUGUUUACAUAGUCAAAAAGAUGUCUAGCUUUCUGGUCUGUUUCUCCUCCUUUCUUUGAUGCUAUCACUUAAAACAACAAAAACCAGUAUUAUUAAUGUUUCUAUACUUUGAAUUGGCAUGUAAGAAUUCUUCGUUAUGGCUAAGCCAUGCAAAUUACUAAGUCUAUUAUCUCUGGUAUAAUUUAUAUAGAAACGCUUUAAGUAAAUUUUUUAAAGAUUCAAGUAAUGCUGAUGCACCAUAUUCUAUUGAGCAAAACUAUCAGCCUGACUGUAAAUUCCUGGCACAUUUUAUGGUCAAAACUGGGUUCAAAGAAUUGAAAAAUGUUCAAAAGACAGAAAACUGUCCCUGAGGUAGAGAAUUAUAUCUUUUAUCAUUGGUCAUGUUAAUCAAGGGGUCAGAAAGUGGAAGAUAAAUUCAUAAAGUAGGUUGUAAUCUAUUACUGUCAAAGUGAUGUCAGAAACAAAGAAAUACCUUUCAAUAGCCUCUAUAAAUACCCUCCCGCCUUCAACUACUAAAUGAAAUACUGGACUCAUUUCCCAUGAAUGUGUAUCAAAAAUAUAAUCUACUUUGAAAUUAUUACUAAUGAUCACAUUUCAUAAGUCUGCUGGAUACACAGCUCUUAACAUUUUAUUAAGCCAUGUGUGUAGCCUGCCACAUUUUUUUUGUGGUGCUUGUCCUGUGUGGAAGACUGUAAAUCUUCAACCUGUUGCAUAUUUUCAAGGGCUUAUAAAGCAAUGUGAUUAACUGUCCUGGCCUGCUGCUUUCAGCUUACAUGCAUUUUUAGCUAGAUCUUUUAGAGGCUAGGGAUUCUGUAUGAGAUACAUGCAGAAUCUCUCCUCCCAUUACCCUGUGAAUAAAAACAGAUGGGACCUCAGAGAAGGAUACCCUCACCAGCCCAGUGUUGUGGCUUUGUAGCACGCCCUGUAUCUACCGUAUUCUAGAAUACUGUAAUGCUACUAUGCUGGCUCAGAAAUGGUUUAAAUGUUGAAUUCACUUACUGCAUAUGGUGCACUACCAUGCAAUCUUGAUGUAUAUUUUUAGUGGCAGUAGACCCCAAAAUGUAGCGAAAAUUUGGGUCUUGGAUAUCAGGCCAUUUCAUCCUCAGACUUGUAGAAGUACAUUUUCUGGUCUUGAGACCUGUAUUUUUUAGUUAUGUAUGCAACUGCCUUUAUUACACACCUGGUUAUUACAAUUCAAUUCUCAGGUGUUGCCGAAAAAAAAUCUACCUCUUUCAGACUGUAGAUGGAAAUAACUGUGAAAAAAUGAUGCAGAUAUCUUCUAGUUUGUGCUAAACACACUGCUUUAUUUUUACAGCCCACGUCUUUCAUGAGGAUAUGAAUUGUUAAGAGGCAGUCUUGUUUUGCUUUUCAGAGACAUUUUGUAGAGAUUUUUCACUAACGUGAAUCUGAUUUUAUCUACUCAAUUCUGUAGAAAUUAAGUAAAUAUGUAUGAUGAAUUUAA
Molecule: messenger RNA, 3929 nt
Organism: Grammomys surdaster
Lineage: Eukaryota; Metazoa; Chordata; Mammalia; Rodentia; Muridae
Gene: Txlng
Product: taxilin gamma
Exons: 10
Coding region: 11-1588 (525 amino acids)
Biological process (GO): regulation of cell cycle
Molecular function (GO): syntaxin binding
Source: RefSeq, a predicted model, not a curated record